Verticillium nonalfalfae is the source of this 1122-nucleotide messenger RNA. RefSeq lists its product as uncharacterized. The record is from RefSeq and is a predicted model, not a curated record. Bases 1 to 1122 code for a protein of 373 amino acids. Lineage: Eukaryota; Fungi; Ascomycota; Sordariomycetes; Glomerellales; Plectosphaerellaceae. Gene Ontology annotation, molecular function: nitronate monooxygenase activity. The transcript has 3 exons.
AUGGCGUCUCCUCAGAAGAUCCGCACCCCCAUCACCGAUCUUUUCAAGAUCAACCACCCCAUCCUGCUCGCCGGCAUGAACGUCGCCGCUGGCCCCAAGCUGGCUGCCGCCGUCACCAACGCCGGCGGCAUGGGCGUCAUUGGUGGUGUCGGCUACACCCCCGAGAUGCUCAAGGACCAGAUCGCCGAGCUCAAGGAGCACCUGACGGACAAGAACGCUCCCUUCGGCGUCGACCUGCUGCUGCCCCAGGUUGGUGGCAGCGCGCGCAAGACCAACUACGACUACACCAAGGGCAAGCUCGACGGCCUCGUUGACAUCAUCAUCGAGUCUGGCGCCAAGCUCUUCGUCUCUGCCGUUGGUGUGCCCCCCAAGCACGUCGUCGACAGGCUCCACGCCGCCGGCAUUGUCUACAUGAACAUGAUCGGCCACCCCAAGCACGUCAAGAAGUGCCUGGAGCUCGGCGUCGACAUCAUCUGCGCCCAGGGUGGCGAGGGUGGCGGCCACACCGGUGACGUCCCCACGACCGUCCUCAUCCCCGCCGUUGUCGACCUCGUCAAGGGCCACAAGUCCCCCGUCACCGGCGGCCCCGUCCAGGUCGUCGCCGCCGGCGGCAUCUACAACGGCCAGACCCUCGCCGCCGCCCUCAUGCUCGGCGCCAGCGGCGUCUGGGUCGGCACCCGCUUCAUCCUCACCGACGAGGCCGGUGCCCCCAAGGCCCACAAGGAGGCCGUCCAGACGGCUGGCCACGACGACAAUGUCAGGACCAUCAUCUUCACCGGCCGCCCCAUGCGCGUCCGCAACAACCCCUACAUCAACAACUGGGAGACGGAGCGCCAGCAGGAGAUGCGCGACCUCGCCGCCAAGGGCACCAUCCCCUACGAGGCUGACCUCGAGAAGAUCAUGAACGGCGAGCCCGUCAAGGGCGCCGCCAUCCAGACCGCCGCCAACACGGAGGAGGACGAUGACGAGGACCCUCUCGACCAGUACCGCCCCUUCCUCAUGGGCAAGGCCGCCGCCGUCGUCAACAAGCAGCUUCCCGCCAAGGCUGUCGUCGACGAGCUCGUCAACGACGGUGUUGCGUGGAUAAACAAGGGCCAGCAGAUGGUCGUCGCGAAGCUGUAA